Molecule: messenger RNA, 2910 nt
Organism: Bicyclus anynana (squinting bush brown)
Lineage: Eukaryota; Metazoa; Arthropoda; Insecta; Lepidoptera; Nymphalidae
Product: elongation factor-like GTPase 1
Exons: 8
Coding region: 152-2737 (861 amino acids)
Biological process (GO): cytosolic ribosome assembly
Cellular component (GO): ribonucleoprotein complex; cytosol
Molecular function (GO): ribosome binding; GTPase activity; GTP binding
Source: RefSeq, a predicted model, not a curated record
UCAAUAUUUUUGGAUUUCGUUCACAUUGUGCAAUAUAUUCUUGUUAAUUUCUUACACUAAACGUGUAAAUUUAUGUCUUAAAACCAAAUCUUUAUUCUCAAUAAGCUUUCCAAAAAGUGUCAGUGCCAAAUUUUCAGUGAAAAAUACAAAAAUGAGGCUAAUUGACUCGACAAAGUUGUUGGAACUUCAAAACAAACCCACAAAAAUUCGCAAUAUUUGCAUCGUGGCCCACGUGGAUCAUGGGAAAACUACUUUGGCAGACUCUUUGAUAUCCAGCAAUGGUAUCAUAUCGCAGCGAAUGUCCGGCAAGCUUCGAUACAUGGACAGCAGGCCAGAUGAACAGGAGAGGGGUAUAACCAUGAAAAGCAGCAGUAUUGCCUUGUAUCAUGCCCUGGAUAAAGAGGAGUACCUUGUAAACUUAAUAGACUCUCCGGGGCAUAUUGACUUCUCAAGUGAAGUGUCUACUGCAGUCAGAUUGUGUGAUGGAGCUAUAGUUGUUGUGGAUGUUGUAGAAGGUGUAUGCCCUCAGACAAGGCUUGCAUUAAAGCAGGCAUAUUCUGAGAAUAUCCGUGCAGUUUUAGUGCUCAACAAAAUCGACCGUCUCAUUGUGGAGAUGAAGAUGACUGCACUUGACGCCUAUGUGCACAUAACCCAAGUGAUGGAACAGGUGAACGCUGUAAUGGGAGAGCUGUUUGCGUCCAACGUUUUGGAGAAUGAGGAAACAUUGAUUGACAAACAGCCGGAAAUGCAUGGACCUAAGGAAGAAAAUAACAUAUAUGACUGGACCUCUGCGCUUGAAGAUGCUGACGACUCUCAGUUGUAUUUUUCCCCAGAACAGGGCAAUGUUGUAUUUGCUAGUGCUAUUGAUGGAUGGGGUUUUACUAUACAUACAUUCGCUAAGCUUUUUUCGGACAAACUAGGUGUGAAAGAAGAAUUAUUGAGGAAAGUCCUUUGGGGAGACUUUUAUUUAAAUUCAAAAUCUAAACGGUUCAUGAAAGGUGCACAGGAGAAAGCGAAAAAACCACUCUUUGUCCAAGUCAUAUUUGACAACCUCUGGAAUAUUUAUGAAACAAUUAUUUUAAGAAAUGAUAAAGAAAAAGUGCCUGUUAUUUGUGAGAAGCUUGGCAUUAAACUAACUACUCGAGAUUUGAGGCACACAGACACCAGAAUACAGUUGCAAUCACUGAUGAUGCAAUGGCUGCCAUUGUCAAAUACAGUAUUAGAUAUGGUUUGUUGUAAACUACCAUCACCAAAAGAAAUUUUGCCUGACAAAGUAGAAAAACUUAUGUGCUCACGCAUUCGAGAUUUCGAAUCUUAUCACGAAGAGACCAGGAAACUGAAAGAUGCCUUCAUAGCCUGCGAUAGCAGUAACGACAGACCUGUGAUUGUUUUUAUAUCUAAAAUGUUUAGUGUAGAUAAAAGCAUUCUGCCUGAAAAUAAACCCAAGGCAUUAACGCCUGAAGAAAUGGCUCUUAGGAGAGAAAAGGCCAGGCAGAUGCGUGAGGAACUUAAAAAUAAUGUUAACUCUGAAACAGUUCCUAUAAAAAUGGAAAAAGAAUCUGAGCCAGAUUUGAAUAAACCAGAAAAAUGUGCUGUAGAUGAAAAGGAGAAGGAAGAUGAAAACCCAACUGCAUUUAUAGCUUUUGCUAGAAUAUUUAGUGGUAGAGUUAAGAAAGGUGACAAACUUUAUGUCCUUGGCCCAAAACAUGAUCCCUCCCAAGUACUUAGUAAAAAAGACUUUCAAAUAGAUCCUAAUAAGAAAUUGAAAGACUUGCAUAGUGACGAACACAUCACAUGCACUGAAAUCAAAUCUCUGUAUAUAUUAAUGGGUAGAGAAUUAGAAGAUAUUGAAGAGGCGGUUGCUGGUAAUAUUAUAGGUAUUGGUGGUUUAGAAGAUCACAUACUUAAAACUGCUACUUUAAGUAGCACUAUAGCAUGCCCAGCGUUUAGCGAAAUACAGUAUGCUGCUGUGCCAAUCUUAAGGGUUGCUGUGGAACCCACAUAUCCGUCACAACUACCUCAAUUGGUCAAAGGUCUCCGACUGCUAAAUCAAUCAGAUUCUUGUGUGCAAGUAUUAUUGCAAGAGACAGGGGAGCACGUUUUAGUAACAGCUGGCGAAGUGCAUUUACAAAGGUGUCUCGAAGACCUUAAGAAUUUAUAUGCAAAAAUACCAAUAACAGCAUCAGAACCUAUAGUGCCAUUCAGAGAAACUAUAGUGGAACCACCAAAAGUAGAUAUGGCGAAUGAAGAAAUUGACUCACAAAACAUCGAUAAAACAACUGAAACUGAAAAAGAUCCGUUGAUAACGAUAUACACUAAUAACAAACAAAGCAAAAUAAAAAUAAGAGCUAGACCUUUACCAAACGAAAUAACCUUAUUACUAGACAAGUCAACUGAUCUUUUAAAAGCAAUAUCGCAGCAUAUAAAAAUAUUACAAGGAAUGUCCAAAAACGAUAAAUUAGAAAGUAAACUAGAGGAAAUGCACAUAAAUGGAAAACAUGGACUUUCUGAUAGCUUUUCGAACAAUGUGCCCCGUCGCCAAAUGCCACUUCAGUUUCGCGACUCGUUGAGCUAUGUCGACUGUCGUCGUAUGUCUAUAAAAUAUUUAACUUAUGUAAACACAAAUUUGUGCAUUUGUGCGCUCAGUAGCGUAGUUAAAUUCGGUUCACUUUUUGCGGUGAUUUUAUCGGCACGUGCAAUGAUGUUAAAUACUGUUAGAUGUGUUACUAGCGCAUGAAAAAUGAGGCGCUCAAAAGAGGAAAUUUAUACACAACUCAAUGUUAGUUGUGGUCAACAACGAAUGUUAUUCAAACAUGUUGGGACGUAACCGAUCUAUAGUAUAAAAUUAUCAUUGGGCACGUAACUUAUGUUAUAGUGGAAAAUCUUUGUUUUAUACGACCUCGCUGGCGC